CGAACGGGGCCGGUGUGGGGCUGGAGGGCGGUCCCCCGGAGCCAGCGGCGGCGAAGGGGCAGGCCCGUCCCCUGGGGCAGCCGCCGGCCAUGCCCACCCUCUGCCUCCUCGUGCUGUUCCUCCUCGUCGUGGGGCGGGCCCUGGGCGGCAGCAGGCCCUUCCCUGCCUUCUCGGUGACGGACACCUCUCUCACCCACCUGGCGGUGCACCGGGUGACCGGGGAGGUCUUCGUGGGCGCGGUGAACCGCAUCUUCAAGCUGGCCCCCAACCUGACCGAGUUGCGGGUCCAUGUCACGGGGCCCGUCGAGGACAAUGCUCACUGCUACCCGCCCCCCAGCAUGCGCGCAUGCGCCCACCGCUUGUCACCUGUGGACAACGUGAACAAGCUGCUGCUCAUAGACUACGCGGCCCGCCGCCUGGUGGCCUGCGGCAGCGUCUGGCAGGGCAUCUGCCAGUUUCUGCGCCUGGACGACCUCUUCAAGCUGGGCGAGCCGCACCACCGCAAGGAGCACUACCUGUCGGGGGCCCAGGAGCCUGACUCCAUGGCUGGCGUCAUCGUGGAGCAGGGCCAGGGCCCCAGCAAGCUGUUCGUGGGCACCGCUGUGGAUGGCAAGUCCGAGUACUUCCCCACCCUGAGCUCCCGGAAGCUCAUUGGCGACGAGGACAGUAGCGACAUGUUCAGUCUGGUCUACCAGGACGAGUUCGUCUCCUCCCAGAUCAAGAUCCCCUCCGACACGCUGUCCCUGCACCCGGCCUUCGACAUCUACUACGUCUACGGCUUCGCCAGCGCCUCCUUCGUGUACUUCCUGACGCUGCAGCUGGACACGCAGCAGACGCUGCUGGACACGGCGGGCGAGAAGUUCUUCACGUCCAAGAUCGUGCGCAUGUGCUCGGGGGACUCGGACUUCUACUCGUAUGUGGAGUUCCCCAUCGGCUGCUCCUGGCGCGGCGUCGAGUACCGCCUGGUGCAGAGCGCCCACCUGGCCAAGCCGGGCCUGCUGCUGGCCCAGGCCCUGGGCGUGCCGGCCGACGAGGACGUGCUCUUCACCGUCUUCUCCCAGGGCCAGAAGAACCGGGCCAGCCCGCCGCGCCAGACCGUCCUCUGCCUCUUCACGCUCAGCGACAUCAACGCCCACAUCCGGCGCCGCAUCCAGUCCUGCUACCGCGGCGAGGGCACGCUGGCCCUGCCCUGGCUGCUCAACAAGGAGCUGCCCUGCAUCAACACCCCCAUGCAGAUCAAUGGAAACUUCUGCGGGCUGGUGUUGAACCAGCCGCUGGGCGGCCUGCACGUGAUCGAGGGGCUGCCCCUGCUGGCGGACAGCACGGACGGCAUGGCCAGCGUGGCCGCCUACGCCUACCGGCAGCACUCCGUGGUCUUCGUCGGCACCCGCAGCGGCAGCCUGAAGAAGGUGCGGGUGGAUGGCUCCCAGGAGGCCCGCCUUUAUGAGACGGUGCCCGUGCUGGAUGGCAGCCCCAUACUCCGAGACCUGCUCUUCAGCCCCGACCACCGGCACAUCUACCUCCUUAGCGAGAAGCAGGUGAGCCAGCUCCCGGUGGAGACCUGUGAGCAGUACCCCAGCUGCGAGGCCUGCCUGGGCUCGGGGGACCCGCACUGCGGCUGGUGCGUGUUGCAGCACAGAUGCUGCCGCCAGGGGGCCUGUCCGGGGGCCUCAGCCCCACACGGCUUCGCAGAGGUGCUGAGCAGGUGCGUCCAGGUGCGGGUCCGGCCCAGCAACGUGUCGGUGACCUCGCCCGCGGUGCAGCUGACAGUGGCCAUGCACAACGUGCCAGACCUCAGCGCGGGUGUGAGCUGUGCCUUCGAGGAGGUGGCGGAGAGCGAGGCGGUCCUGCUGCCUUCUGGGGAGUUGCGCUGCCCCUCGCCUUCCGUCCAGGAGCUCCGGGCUCUCACCCGGGGGCACGGGGCCACCCGCACGGUGCGGCUGCAGCUGCUCUCCAAGGAGACCGGCGUGGGGUUUGCGGGGGCCGACCUUGUCUUCUACAACUGCAGCGUCCUCCAGUCGUGCAGGUCCUGCGUUGGCAGCCCUUACCCCUGCCACUGGUGUAAGUACCGCCACGUGUGUACCAGCCACCCCCACGAGUGCUCUUUCCAGGAGGGCAGGGUGCACAGCCCCGAGGGCUGCCCCGAGAUCCUGCCCAGCGGGGACCUCCUGAUCCCGGUAGGCGUCAUGCAGCCGCUCACCCUGCGGGCCAAGAACCUGCCGCAGCCCCAGUCAGGCCAGAAGAACUACGAGUGCGUGGUCCGGGUGCGGGGGCGGCAGCAGCGGGUGCCUGCCAUCCGCUUCAACAGCAGCAGCGUGCAGUGCCAGAACGCCUCGUACUCGUAUGAAGGCGAUGAGCAUGGCGACACCGAGCUCGACUUCUCCGUGGUCUGGGACGGAGGCUUCCCCAUCGACCAGCCUGCCACCUUCCGAGCGCUCCUGUACAAGUGCUGGGCGCAGCGGCCCAGCUGUGGCCUCUGCCUCAAGGCCGACCCCCGCUUCAACUGCGGCUGGUGCGUCUCGGAGCACAGGUGCCAGCUGCGGGCCCACUGCCCGGCCCCCAAGACCAACUGGAUGCACCCGAGCCAGAAGGGUGCUCGCUGCAGCCACCCCCGCAUCGCCCAGAUCCACCCGCUCAGGGGGCCCAAGGAGGGAGGCACCCGGGUCACCAUCGUCGGCGAGAACCUGGGCCUCAGCUCCCGAGAGGUGGGCGUGCGGGUGGCCGGCGUGCGCUGCAACCCCAUCCCCGCCGAGUACGUCAGCGCCGAGAGGAUCGUGUGCGAGAUGGAGGAGUCGCUGGUGCCCAGCCCGCUGCCGGGCCCCGCGGAGCUGUGCGUCGGCGACUGCUCGGCCGACUUCCGCACGCAGUCGGAGCAGCUCUACAGCUUCGUGACGCCGACAUUCGACGGCGUGAGUCCCCACCGGGGCCCGGCCUCCGGGGGCACGCGGCUCACCCUCUCCGGAAGUUCUCUGGAUGCCGGCAGCAGGGUCACGGUGACCGUGAGAGACGGCGAGUGCCGCUUUGUGCGGAGGGACGCGGAAGCCAUCGUGUGCAUCUCGCCUGUCUCCACCCUCGGCCCCAGCCAGGCCCCCGUCACCCUGGCCAUCGACCGCGCCAACCUCUCCAGUCCUGGCGUCUUCUACACCUACACCCAGGACCCCACUGUCACUCGCCUGGAGCCCACCUGGAGCAUCAUCAAUGGAAGCACUGCCAUCACCGUCAGUGGGACCCACCUGCUGACAGUCCAGGAGCCCCGGGUGCGGGCCAAGUACCGAGGCAUUGAGACCACCAACACGUGCCAGGUGAUCAACGACACCGCCAUGCUGUGCAAGGCCCCCGGCAUCUUCCUGGGGCAGCCCCAGCUGCAGGCCCAGGGGGAGCACCCCGAUGAGUUUGGCUUCCUGCUGGACCACGUGCAGACGGCCCGCUCCCUCAACCGGUCCUCCUUCACCUACUACCCCGACCCCAGCUUCGAGCCCCUUGGGCCCUCUGGUGUCCUGGACGUGAAGCCCGGCUCCCACGUGGUGCUCAAGGGCAAGAAUCUGAUCCCCGCGGCGGCCGGCAGCUCCCGCCUCAACUACACAGUGUUGAUUGGGGGCCAGCCGUGCGCGCUCACCGUCUCGGACACGCAGCUCCUGUGCGACUCCCCCAGUCAGACAGGCCGGCAGCCUGUCAUGGUGCUGGUGGGCGGCCUGGAGUUCUGGCUGGGCACCCUGCACAUCACGGCCGAGCGGGCGCUGACCCUGCCGGCCAUGGUGGGGCUGGCGGCGGGGGGCGGGCUGCUGCUGCUGGCCAUCACCGCCGUGCUGGUCGCCUACAAACGCAAGACUCGGGACGCGGACCGCACGCUCAAGCGGCUCCAGCUGCAGAUGGACAACUUGGAGUCCCGGGUGGCCCUGGAGUGCAAGGAAGCCUUUGCUGAGCUGCAGACAGACAUCAACGAGCUGACCAACCACAUGGACGGGGUGCAGAUCCCGUUCCUGGACUACCGGACCUACGCCGUGCGGGUGCUUUUCCCGGGCAUCGAGGCCCACCCGGUGCUCAAGGAGCUGGACACCCCCCCCAACGUCGAGAAGGCCCUGCGUCUCUUCGGGCAGCUGCUGCACAGCCGCGCCUUCGUCCUGACCUUCAUCCACACGCUGGAGGCCCAGAGCAGCUUCUCCAUGCGCGACCGCGGCACCGUGGCCUCGCUCACCAUGGUGGCUCUGCAGAGCCGCCUCGAUUACGCCACAGGUCUGCUCAAGCAGCUGCUGGCGGACCUCAUAGAGAAGAACCUGGAGAGCAAGAACCACCCGAAGCUGCUGCUGCGCAGGACCGAGUCGGUGGCCGAGAAGAUGCUGACCAACUGGUUCACCUUCCUGCUGUAUAAGUUCCUGAAGGAGUGCGCGGGGGAGCCGCUCUUCCUGCUCUACUGCGCCAUCAAGCAGCAGAUGGAGAAGGGCCCCAUCGACGCCAUCACGGGCGAGGCACGCUACUCCCUGAGCGAGGACAAGCUCAUCCGGCAGCAGAUCGACUACAAGAUGCUGACCCUGCACUGUGUGUGCCCGGAGAGCGAGGGCAGCGCCCACGUCCCGGUGAAGGUUCUCAACUGCGACAGCAUCACCCAGGCCAAAGACAAGCUGCUGGACGCCAUGUACAAGGGCAUCCCCUACUCGCAGCGCCCCAAAGCUGAGGACAUGGACCUAGAGUGGCGCCAGGGCCGCAUGGCCCGCAUCAUUCUCCAGGACGAGGAUGUCACCACCAAGAUCGAGUGCGACUGGAAGAGGGUCAACUCGCUGGCCCACUACCAGGUGAGGCGCCGGAUGGGGGUCCACUCGGGGCCUUGGGAGCUGCCCUGCAUGUGGGCAAAUGGUGGCUCCGGCCCCUUGGCUGCUCGGCCGCCUGCACGGCCCCCUCUCUGUGUCCGGGGUCUCCAGGUGACAGAUGGUUCCUUGGUGGCACUGGUGCCCAAGCAAGUGUCAGCCUAUAACCUGGCCAACUCCUUCACCUUCACCCGCUCCCUCAGCCGCUAUGAGAGCUUGCUCCGCACGGCCAGCAGCCCCGACAGCCUCCGCUCGCGGGCGCCCAUGAUCACGCCCGACCAGGAGACGGGCACCAAGCUGUGGCACCUGGUGAAAAACCACGACCACGCCGACCACCGCGAGGGCGACCGCGGCAGCAAGAUGGUCUCGGAGAUCUACCUGACGCGGCUGCUGGCCACCAAGGGCACGCUGCAGAAGUUCGUGGACGAUCUCUUUGAGACCGUGUUCAGCACGGCCCACCGGGGCUCGGCCCUGCCUCUGGCCAUCAAGUACAUGUUCGACUUCCUGGACGAGCAGGCCGACCAGCGGCAGAUCAGCGACCCUGACGUGCGCCACACCUGGAAGAGCAACUGCCUCCCCCUGCGCUUCUGGGUGAACGUGAUCAAGAACCCGCAGUUCGUGUUCGACAUCCACAAGAGCAGCAUCACGGACGCCUGCCUGUCGGUGGUGGCCCAGACCUUCAUGGACUCGUGCUCCACGUCCGAGCACCGGCUGGGCAAGGACUCGCCGUCCAACAAGCUGCUCUACGCCAAGGACAUCCCCAACUACAAGAGCUGGGUGGAGAGGUACUACCGGGACAUAGCGAAAAUGGCAUCCAUCAGCGACCAGGACAUGGACGCAUACCUGGUGGAGCAGUCCCGACUCCACGCCAGUGACUUCAACGUCCUGAGCGCACUCAGCGAGCUCUACUUCUAUGUCGCCAAGUACCGCCAGGAGGUUCUCAGCGCUCUGGACCGGGACGCCUCUUGUCGGAAGCAUAAGUUGCGCCAGAAGCUGGAACAGAUCAUCGGCCUCGUGUCGAGCAACAGCUAAGGGUGGCAGAACCGGUGAGGAGGGGGCUUCUCAGUCCUGAGCCGUCCCCCUGUCCCGGGGGGCGUCUCACGCCUGGGUCUCGGGCUUGGCCCUAGAUGCCCUGGAUCGGGUGGCACGGGAGAGGUCACGGCCGAGAUGCCCCCGGCACACCUGGGCCCCCGUCGUUAGUGCCUUGCUCUGGGCCCUGCUGGGGAGGGGGUGACAGGACCCAGCCCCCGCCCAGGCAGCAGCAAUACUCCCCUCCCGCCCUCGUGCCAGGUCUCGUGGCAUGGCCCCUGCCCUCCUCGCUAUUUAUGCCCGCGCCCCUAUUUAUUUAUCGCCCCUGGCGGUCCCCAUCUGUAAAUACGCGCCCGCACCACAUGUCGCCGGCCUCGCUCACCUUCUCUCCUGGUGUCCUCCUGGCUCCCUGGUGACCUGGUCGGCCUCGGCCAGGCCCGGGCUGCUCACCUUUGCCGCUGCCGGCCCGCUCUUCCCAGGCAGCGCUGGGGUCCUGGGGACACAGCCGGAGCGGCCCGCAGACUGUGGCCGUGCCCGGCGCCCCACCGCCGCCUCGCAGCCCCCCCCCCCCCCGGGCGGAAGCCUCUGCCGCUCAGGGCGCCCGGCGAGCCCGACCCGGGCCCCUGGCCCUCCGCCCCUCCGCCCCCUGCCCGGCGCCCGCCCGGGGCCCGGGCGGCAGUGCCUUACUCCCUCCUUCCGCCUCCUCGGAGCGGCCCGGCCCCGUCUCGCCGCCCUGGAAACCCAGUUUGCUUCGGGUCGUCGUUUGCAUGAGGUUUUCUUUGCCGUGUGGGGUUUUCUCCUCAUUAAAUGUCGGGAAAUGGA
This is a messenger RNA of Phacochoerus africanus (Common warthog), 6653 nucleotides long. RefSeq names its product plexin A3 (gene PLXNA3). The coding region runs from base 90 to 5834 and encodes 1914 amino acids. Gene Ontology annotation, biological process: positive regulation of axonogenesis; regulation of GTPase activity; semaphorin-plexin signaling pathway involved in axon guidance. The transcript has 32 exons. Gene Ontology annotation, molecular function: semaphorin receptor activity; protein binding. Gene Ontology annotation, cellular component: semaphorin receptor complex. The record is from RefSeq and is a predicted model, not a curated record. Lineage: Eukaryota; Metazoa; Chordata; Mammalia; Artiodactyla; Suidae.